AUGGGUCAACAACUAUCUUCGAGUAAUUUGAAAAUCUCUGAUUUACUUGCUUCAAACAAUCAACAUUCAGAUAGUAUUUUAUCUAAUGGUCGAACAGAAGAUGUUCAUUUAUUUUUGCCAUUGGAUGUCAUCAAUUCAAUCAGUAAAAAUGUGAUCUUAUCUCAUGAUCAUAAUCAAAAAAGUUCAAUUGAACUACCAAUUACAAAACAAACAUUAACUAAACAAAUUCGAACUGAUUUAUCCUUACUAACGAAUUCAUCUGGAUUAGAUGCAUUCAAUACAGAAAUUGCCGGAAUAAUUCAACAAGUAUUCGAUCGUAUUGCAACAACAAAUACAACUUUACAAAAUGCAAUACAAUCAAUCAUUGACAAACAACAACAAUUGAAAAAUUCCUAUGCUGAACAAUUGAAAGAUAAUGAAAAUGCCAAUACUUCUAUAUUUGCUCAGUCAUUUGUUAGUUCUUCUAAUUCAGAGAAUAUAUCAAAUGAAAAUCAAAAAGAAAACAAUUCAAUUAAACAAACGCAAUUACAUCAAUUUCAAGCUGAACAACUCUCAUUUUUUGCUAUUCAAUCGUUAAUAUCUAUGCUGUUAAUGUUACUUCAAACAGUAAAAAAAUAUGAUUCCACUAUUGUUCAUCAAAUGCUCAUUUUAACAAAUCAACUUGUCGAACAAAUUCCAUUAAAGUAUCUUUCAUUAGAUGUUUACAAAAGAUCAAGUAAUUUAUUCAAAUCUUUGAAACCAUUGGUCAAUUAUAUCAAUGAAUUUUCGAUUCAAACUGAAAUUAAUCCUGUUGCAGCAAAUCAAUCGAUUACAAUCUUAUUGAAUUUUUCAAUUAUCAAAGGAUCAUUAAAAGAUGCUUUACCAUUAAUAAGAAAAUUAAUUUUUAAUACAACUGAUAUUUAUAACAUAAGAAAAUUAUUUAUAGAAUUGAAUAAAGAUCUAACAACAAUGAUGGGUCAAUUCCAAAAAGAAAAUCAGAUAUCAACUAACGCAACAACAACAACAACAACAACAACUACAUCACAGAAUGCUGCAAAUAGUGACGAGACAUUCAAAGGGCAGGAUAAAACAGAUACAACUGUAUCCACUGAGAAAAUAUCUGAUAUCGAACGUAAUUGCUUGGCCUCGUUAGAAUAUCUUAAAACAAUUGAAGCAUUUCCAAAUACACAAUUAAUAGUAUUAAACGAGAAGAAAUUUACUGGUCAAUUCAUAUCUUCAAUAUUACUUGUUCAUAUCGAUUUACAUAAUCAAUUUCAUACAAAAUCACAAUUUGAACGUUGUUCUAUGAAUAGUUCGUUUUCAUUCGAAUUUGAAUCAGAAACAUUCAAAUGUUUAUAUGAAAUAAUCGAACAAUUAAUGAUAAUGGAAUCAUCAUCGAACAAUAAUCUCGAAUAUAUCUUGACUGUUUGUCUUCGAUUAUUUACGACACAUUUAAAAUUUUUAAUUACUUCAAAUAUUGAUAAUUUUCAUGAUUUUAUAAAUGAAAAUGAUCUUGAAAAAUGGUUCACAUUGAUAUCAAAAUUUGCUUUCAAUGAUAAAUCAGACGAAAGAAAAAAAGUAGCAUCGGAAGCUUUGAUCUAUUUGAUUGAAAAGAAACUCUCAUCAUUUUCCAAAAUAUUGACAUUCUUUCAUACAUAUAUCAUGGAAAAUAAACAUCCAAUAUUAAUUGAAAAAUUAUUUGAUAAAUUAGCUCAAAAUAUAUUCAUAUAUAAAUGGAUCGAAGCUCUAUGUGAUGAUCGUAAUAUUCAAGAUAGAGAAUUGGCAUAUAUAGUCUUACAUUCAUUUAUUGAUAUUGUUUUAAAAUCAAGUUCGAUGGAUGUUAAAAAAGUUAGUCAAAUACAGGAGAUCAUACUUAUGUUUCAAGAAUUACUAUUAGUUCAUUUGAAUAAUCAACCGAUUGAUAUAUCCGAUGAACUUGAAUUAUCUGGUCUAUCGACACUUGGUAUGGAAUAUACAACACAUGUUAUCAAAUAUUGUAUCCAACAACGAGUUAAAAGUGUUUUAUUAGAGUCACUUCUUCUUGGUCUAUGUACUCUUACCGAAUCGAAAUUUAACUUUGCAUAUAUACAACCAAUCUUUGCGAGUAUUCUACCUAUAUUUGCUGAAUACUUAACACAAAUAACAAUCGAUGUAGAUGAUAAAAAUAUCUAUCUAAUUUCAUGGUUAUUCGGAAAAAUGAUUCAUCGAUUAAUUGUCGGUCCACAAGAAAGUCCAUUAGAGAAAAAAUAUCAUACUACAUUGAAAUUACCAUUAUUUGCUGGUGGAUAUGAAACAUUGACAACAGUCAAUAAUUCAUACUUAUCAAAUUUAUUCAAAUCUGAUUUAAUUACUUACAGUCAAUUUGUAGUACCUUGUCGACGACAACAAUCAGUAUUAGAUAGUGAAUUUUUACUCUCCGUUUAUAAUAAUAUCAAUCAAGGUGCACAAUUGAUUUCAAAAAUGAAAUUAUUCACUCGAGGUAAACAACGUAUCUUACAAAAAUCAAUUGAAUCAAAUGCUAAUGAUGCAUGUGCUGCAGUAUUUGCAGUCUAUAUCAAACAUUAUCGUCGUAUUGAUUUAGCUCAACAUGAAUUAACACAACCGAUCGAUCAAAAACCACAUGCUAAACUUCUUUCACUUUAUGAAUAUGCUAAUCAAGUACGAACAAUUUUUGCAACGACAAAAGCUCAAGAUGGUGAUUGUAAUGAACUUUAUAAAAAAAUUAAGAACGAUACAUUAUUAUUACUUGAUUCAGUCAAAGAAAGUUCAUUCAUAUCAACAAUUAAAGAUGAUUUUUCAUUACCAAUAAUGGCCAUUGAUCACUCUAAAUUACAACGACAAAAAUCACAUUGGACAAAAGCAAAAUAUGUUAUUCGAUUACUUCGUAAUACAUUAAAUGCUUGUAUACGAUUGAAAUAUUUGAUGUUAGCAAAAAAACAAGCUGUUGAACAAAAGAAGGAUAGUGAAAGUGUUAUGCAUCGAGCUAUUACUAGUUGUCUAUAUAGUAAUGAUAUAUCGACAUCUAAAGUUGAUGGUCAAUUAAAAAUUCAGUCUGAUGAAGUUGUCAAAUGUUUAAUUCGACAAUAUCAACGAGCCAUGACUAGAUGGAUUACAUAUGUAUUUGUUUAUCGAUUUAUCGAACAAAUCAUUACUAUUAAAGAUAAUAAUCGAAAUUUAAAUAUUCUAGUUAUAAAUUUAAUGAAUUUGAAAGGUAAUAAUUUCGAUUGGCAUUAUCUUGAAAAUAUUCAAGCAUCAAAUAAUCAAUUAAAAGAAGAUAUUGGACAUCGAUACUAUUUAAUUAUCAAAAAAAUAUUAACAUUUUCAAAUGAAUCUAAAUUUGAAUCGAAUAUGAAAGAAGUGUUUAUGUUUUGUGUAUUUAAUCUAUUGAAUCUAUCGUAUGAUUCGAUGGACUUAUGUCAUAUCAAUCAUUUUCAAUUCAUUCAAGAAUUAUUUAAUUCUUUUGUUAGAUUUGCUGAAAUAGAUUCAACUACUACCAUUUCAAAAGAUAUGAAACUUACGGCAUUCAAUUGGUUUCGUCUAUUUGCUUUGAAAUUAUGUGAAAAUAUUGAAAUAGAAGAAUUACGAAAUACACAUUUCGGUAAUCGAAAAUUUCAUCAUAUUUUAGAACAACAACGUGAUAUGAUCUUUAAUAAGUUAAUUUUAACUGAACUCAAAGAAUUGCAACAAAAUAAAUCAACAUCGGAAAAAGAAAAUGGAAAUCCAUCAUUGAAAAAUACUUCCAUUGGUUAUUUUAUUGCAUCAUCAACGUUUGAUAUCGAUGCAUGUAUCAAUCAAUAUUUAAUGCUUCUACUUCGAUGUGUUCAUUUGUAUGAUCAUAUUCGAUCAAAUUGUGCUACAUUGGAAUGCAUUCAACAAUUAUUGAAUUUAUAUCAUCAAAGUCAACUUCUUAAUACUCGUCUAUUAAUAUUAAAAAUUCUACGUGAUCUAUUAAUAUUCUUACCAGACAAUACCAAGGAAACAACAUGUCGUUGUUUUGUUGAGAACUUAUUAAAAGAUAUUUUAUUCUCUAUUGGUCAAAAUUUUAAUAUAUUGGAAAUAAAUAAAAUAGAUUUUGAUAUUGUCAUUGAGUUUAUUUAUAUCUAUCGUACAAUAUUGUCACAAAAUUCACCAUGGCAAAAAAUGGCAACUAAAUUAAUUAUCGAUGCAAUUCAAUCAAGUACAAAGUUUAAUUUGACAUCAUUAGAAUCUGUUGAAAUACGACAAAUGAAUUUCUUUCUUGCAUCAUUAUGUAUCUUAGGUGGUUAUGUUGAACCAUAUUGUUUAGGAUCAACAGUAGAAAUCUAUACUGUUGAUAAAAACAUUCAUGAAUCAGAUUCGGCAACUAUCAUUGAAAUUGAUACAAAUGCUCUUGAGUCAGAUUCAUCUGAUGUUACACCUUAUCUCGUACAAUAUGCUGCAACAAAUCAUACUCAAUCGGUUUCAUCGAAUCAAUUACACAUCAUUACCGAUGUUCUACCACCGAAUCUUUCACUUUUACCAAUUGAUAAUGCAGUUCAUAUUAUUCUUGAUACAUUAGGUUUUCUUGCACAAAUUGAUACAUCGAAAACUAAUGCAUUAAUAUUAUUACAAAUUAAACGUCGUGCUAUACUAGCAUUCUAUUCAUUAUUAAAUCAUAAACUAAUUGUUGAUAUUUUCAUGCAAAAACCUUAUGCAUCUCUUAUUGCUAAAUUAUCAAUAUCGCUUGAUAAUCUUGAUUUAAUUCAUAGUACAAAACCAAAUGAUUUAAGAUUUUUUGAUCGAUUACAUCUAGAACAAUAUAGUUUAAGUUUAGAUAAAUGUGAAAGAACAAAAAAAAUUGUGGAAGAUGAACCUGAAAUUGUUCGUAAUAUAAACGCAUGGAAUCACAUAAAAAUCAAUCGUGAUCCUGUUAUUUUACAAAAUCUAUCAGCAAGUAGUUCGAUAGAUGACGGAUGGAAACCGAUCGUAUUUAAAAAUGAAAUCCAGACUUAUAAACGGGGCAAAAUUGGAAAUGAUGAAAUUCAUAUUGUUUCUCGACCUGCUAAUGAUACUCUACCGCCAUUAGAAGAAUGUGGUCACAAGCAUAAAUUUAAAGGAAGAGUUAAUAUAACCGAUGAUAAUGGAAAUAUUCGAUAUCCGACAUUUAUUGUUGAUGGUAUAGAAUUGAACGAAGGUAAAUGGUAUUAUUGUGUUAAAUUUCUAUUAGGUGGUCAAGCACAAAUAGGCUGGGCCACCAAUGGAUUUAAUCCUGUACCAGAUAAUUUACAAGGUAUUGGUGAUGAUCAAUAUUCAUGGAGCUAUGAUGGAUCACAAGGAGUUUGUCAUCAUAAUCAACAAAGUAGUUUUCAUGAUGAAAUUCGUUGGAAUGCAGAUGAUGUAUGUGGUUGUGGUAUUGAAAUCGAUGGCGAAAAUACUACUAUCAAAUAUUGGUUAAAUGGUCAAUUGUUAGGUACAGCUUUUUCACAUUCAGACAAUACUACUAUUCAAUCAAUCGUUAAAACAAAUUUAUUGCCCCAUGGACUUAGUACUACCUAUUUUCCCGGUGUUACUGUGCAAGUCUAUAAUAAUGUGGCGAAUACAGGUGCUUUUGAAUUUAUAUUUAGUCCAGAAGAUAUGACUCAAUGUCCUUUACCGAAAGGUUACAAACCAUUAAUAAUACCAACAUUAAUGACAAUGGAAAAUGUCUUAGUUGCUUAUCCGUAUAGUGCCUAUCUUAUUGGUAAUGAUAUUCAUCAAUAUUUCUAUUCGAAUCGAUAUCUGAAGAAUGACAAGAAAACUUCUUUGAUACGUGAUUUUGUUAAUGAUCAUCAUUGCGAAGUUCCAUUCGAUAUCGAUAUGAUAACAGCUGAUCAUCAUUUAUUGAAAUUAUCGGAAGAUAGUGAUGGUUUUCCAUUAUCAAUUGAUAAUCAUCAAUCAUUGACUAUUAGUUUUGAUUUUGAAAUUAUUCCAAUAGAUGAAAUAGAAAACCAUCCUGAUGAACUUGAUCUGAUAUUAUUCACCGUAGAAAACGACAUGUUUCCUAUUCGAGUAUGUAUAAAUGAUAUGAAUGAUGAUUUUAUUGAUGAAACAAUCAAAUAUCGACAACGUGUUGUUAUCCUAUUUCAAACAAAUGAACAAACAAAAGUUUAUAUCAAUAAUAAAUAUCAAAUAUUGAAUUAUUGUCAUAGUUUUGAUACGACAACAAAAUCAAAAUUCAACCUUAAAAUUUUGCCAUAUCAAAAUGUCGGAAUUCGAAAUUUGGGCAUCUGGAAAUAUACACUAUCAGAAGAACAUAUACGACGUCUCUUUACAUAUGGUCUCUUGUAUGUUGCUGUCGAUUAUCAAAAAUUGAAUAAAUAUCGACAACAAACAAAUACAUUUGUAUUUACAGCAGAACAAAAAUAUUUUACAAAUGAAACAUUAAUUCCAUUCAAUGAACCAUUUGAAGAUAGCUUAUGGGAAAAAAGAAAACAAUGCGUUGAUCAUGACGAAUCGAUCUAUUUUAAGACAAUAUCAGGGACUAAUGAGUCGAUCGUACAAUUAUUCGGCAAUAAAACUUAUCUAGUUUUAGACACUGCAAAUCAAGUAUGGUCUGAAUAUACAUUGAUUCUUGAUAUUUCAAUACCUAAUUGUCCAUCAACUGUAUCAAAUAAUGAGACUCAAUUAACAUUAUUAACAUUGGAUACACAAGCAGAAAUUUAUGUAACACACGACGGUCAUAUUUGUCUAUCCGGUGGACAUCAAAGCUCAUCAAUAGUCAAAUUAAAUGACUACAUGCGCAUGUUCAUUUCUGUUCAACACAAAUCUGUUCAUAUCUAUGUCAAUGGUUCAUUAGAACUUAAUGCAUCAAUUACCGAUGAUCAAUUUGCAACGAAAUUGAAACAUAUUGAUCUGUUUCGAGAGAUAGAUUUGACUAAGAAUACUAUUGGUGAUGAUCAAUUAAGAAUUGAAUGUCGAUCGAUUACAUUUUGGAAUAAAUCAACCGAUAUUGUCCGUCCAUCAUUGGCAAAAUUGAUCCAAUCAACUGAACAUUCCUUAAAUCAACUAGUUGCUCCACCGUUAUGCAUUCUAUCGACCAGUCUUAUCGGUAUUGGUUACACAGAAGAAUCAAUCAAAUACGUAAUGAAACAAUACAACACAACAAAUAUUCAUUUUAUCGAUACUAUUCUACGAGAACAAAGUCAACAUAUAGAAAAGAUACAUCGUGAUGAACAACGACAGAAACAAAUCAAUGUAUUAACACGAUUGAAGUCUUAUGACGAAAAUGGAACAUUAACAAUUUUAAUGAAAUUCGACAAUGAUACAAGCGAUUUGUCAAUGUCGGCAUCAUCUAAUAACAUAUCAUCUGAUAGUGAUAAUGAGAUGAUAUCGGAAAAUGAAUGGUAUCGCAAAACUGUUCGUGAUGUAGGUAUUAAUGAAAAAUUAACUGAAUGGAUACGAGAUAAAAUAGAAAUAACUCAAUUAACAAUGGAUGAUCCUCGGUAUCAAUUUGUUGAUUUAUCUAAAGCAGAUACCGAAGAAACAUCAAUUGAUAAUGAACUCAAAAAGAAAAUGAAAAAAUCCUUACAUUAUUCACAUCGACAAAUAUCACGAAAAACUUAUAUUCAUUCAAGUACAAGCUGUGAAUAUGGUCUAAUAACGAUUUAUACACGUUAUACAAUAUUGAAUAUGUUAAAAGUCUGGUUCAAUGAUGAUCAUCAAAGUUUAUUUCCAAUUGAUAAAUUCGGUGAUAAAAAUUUUAUUAUAACAUUAUUACGAUUGAUGAAUUACCAUCAUACAUGUACACGUACACAUGUAGAUGAAACUAUCAAUAGAAUGAAAUUGUUGACUAUGUCGAUAUUAAAAUUUGAAUUAAAAGAAAUAAUGAAAUCUAUGAUAGAUGAACAAAUUACUGAAAAUAUAUUGAAUAGAAAAGCUCCGUUAUUCUAUCAAUUACAAAAAUAUGUUGUUGAAGAAUUGAUUCAUUUUCUUGCUGAACCAUCUUUAAUCAUUAUGAAUAAUUAUAAUGAUGAAAGUAUUGAUGAACGAAUAAUAAUUAAACAAACAAAUUUAGAUUUUCUUUUAUAUAUUGUGAGUCUCUUUUUGGAAUUAUUGACCGACUUGGAGUUGGCAAAAUACAAUAUUGAUCGGAUGAUUCGAUUAUUAUUUCCAGCAUUAUUCAUCAAGAUACUGUUCGAUCUAUUUUUAUUAGUACCAUCACAUCGAUCCAAAAUAUUGAUUCUCCAUGUUUAUACUACAUUGCUUCAAACAAGUGAAAAUUUCAAACUUCAUAACAAUAUUCAACAUUUUAUUCUACAACUAUUUAUUGAAUUAACAACAAACAAAACAUGCUUAGAUAAUUUAGCAUUGAAAAAUUUUCGAAUUGCUACUAUGGAUCUAGCAUUUGCUCUAUUCGGAAGACAAAAAGAAUUGAUUUCAGCAUUAAAUGAACAUUCAAAAGAAGCACGUGAUGUAUCGAUAAUCCUCGAUGUUAUUAAUAUUUUAACAAACAAAACAAAACAUUGUCAAUGGCCUGAAUCACUUCUUACUCAAUCGAGUACUAUUUUAGAUGCAAAACUUCCAUUGACUAAAGAAAUGGUUGAUACAGCUCAUGUUCAUUUCGAUAGGACUGCGGAUGGACAACUAAUGCAAUUUAUGAAUCAAAAUAUUAAUCUCGAUUGGAAGCCAUUACCACAUGAGUCACUUAAUCAAUUUAUCGAAACUCUACCAGCUGAGUCUGUUCCUAAUUCAACUAAAUAUCAGUCAUUUAGUUAUUUACGUGAUAUAUCAUCGGUACAUAUACAAACACGUGCUAAACUUUUCUAUUUAUUCAAUAUAUUGAUUGGAAAAGUCUUACCAAUAAUCGAUUUAAGUUUACCACCAGGUAGUAGUACUCUUACAGAUCGAAUUCGAGUAGCACGAAAUUAUAUAUUACAUAUAACAAAAUUUGAAUUGUUUAAUGAUACGUUAGCUAAAACUGCAUCUAGUGCAGGUUUAUCACAAGAAGAAGUAACAUUUGAUACUGUAAAAGCUAGUCUUGCUGAACAUUCUGAAGAUACAAUGUUCUAUCAAGCAUAUAAGCAAAUGUAUUUGAAUGCAUCUCGAACAUUUCGACGAACGAAUGACGAAAGAGUUUGGACAGCUGUUUUUAUUGGUAUGCACAGUACUGAUGGAGGUGGACCCUUUAGAGAUUCAAUAACACGUAUGUGUGCCGAACUAUGUAGUACAAAUUUACCACUAUUUAUACUUUGUCCUAAUGGACGAUCAAAUAGUGGUUCAAAUCGUGAUCGAUGGAUUCCGAAUGUUUUUCCACCAAAUCGACCUAUACCUGAUGAAUUCAAAAAUCAAUAUCGUUUUGUUGGACAACUAAUGGGUAUGGCAAUACGUACGAGAAACUUUUUAGAUGUUCGAUUUCCAAUUGUACUCUGGAAACAAUUAGUACAAGAAACAGUUACAAUUGAAGAUAUUGAAGCAAUUGACAUUUCAAGUUUUUCUAUUAUCAAUGAAAUGGAAGAAAAUAUUAAACAAGUAAAAAGUCUCAAUGAAAGUGAAGAUGGUGAUGCAAACAUCGGUUAUGAUUUUUUAUUUAGUCGUAUCAUGAGUGGCCUAACAUUUGAUGCGGUUAAUUCAGCUGAACAACGUUAUGAACUUAUUCCGGGUGGUUUUCAUAUUCCUAUUACGGCUGCUAAUUUCGAGGAUUAUUGUAUGCUCUAUCGUCAAUAUCGUGUGAAUGAAUUUCAUCGACAAAUUGAUUUUAUUCGUCAAGGUUUAUAUAGUGUCGUACCAUCGGCUUAUUUAACACUGUUUACAGCUAGUGAAUUAGAAGAAGCUGUUUGUGGAAAAGGUUAUAUUGAUAUUGAAAUGUUGAAACGUCAUACAAGUUACAAUAGUGAUAGUGAAACUGCGCCAUAUAUUGUUCGAUUUUGGUCUGUUUUAAGUGAAAUGUUUAGUGAAGAACAGAAAAAACUAUUUUUAAUAUUUGUUUGGGGACGAAGUACGCUACCGAAUAGAGACGAAGAUUUUCCAACGAAUUUGCAAAUAUCUCGUCUGGAAACAACUGGCAAUGUUGAUGAUGCUCUUCCAAAAUCGCACACAUGUUCAUUCGGUCUUGAUUUACCUCCAUAUUCAACUAAAGAAAUCACGUAUGAACGUUUAAAUUAUGCUAUUACCUAUUGUUCCAGUAUCGACAAUGAUUGGAACAUGAAUUAG
Molecule: messenger RNA, 10125 nt
Organism: Rotaria sp. Silwood1
Lineage: Eukaryota; Metazoa; Rotifera; Eurotatoria; Philodinida; Philodinidae
Source: the annotation of a GenBank genome assembly